Plutella xylostella (diamondback moth) is the source of this 634-nucleotide messenger RNA. RefSeq lists its product as uncharacterized. The record is from RefSeq and is a predicted model, not a curated record. NCBI's taxonomy places the organism in Eukaryota, Metazoa, Arthropoda, Insecta, Lepidoptera, Plutellidae.
AUUUCUAUGAAGUACGUACUUAUAAUAAAAUUCUCAUGUUUAAAUGGAAAUUGAAAUAACCUAACAACGCACGUCGUUCGGGGACUAUUUUCUUAAACUAUCGAGUCGACGGCUUUUUUAUUAAGAUGGGCGGCACGCUGUCCAACUUCAACCAUUUCAUCUCGAGUCUGCUGUUCAGCUGCGAGAGGGUGUCGCUGUUCGGCUCGGCGUGCGUGGCGGUGACGUUCCUGCUGUCGAGCAUCACGGUGCUGGCGCUGGCGGGCGUCGGCGCCGGACACAACUACUGCUACGUGCACUUCCACUCUGUGUACAUCGAUAAGCUGCGCACGACGACGACGACGCGGUUCUCGCUGAAGCGGUUCCUGUGGCGGCAGGCGCUGCGCAUGAUCUGGUUCUUCCACCCGGUGGAGUGGGUGAAGAUCCUGCGGCGCGCGCGCGAGGCGCGGCUGUUCCACUCGCGGCGCGGGGACGCGGCGGCGGCGCUGCACCUGCUGCGGCGCCUGAGAGACUCGCGCGCCAGCUACAACGUCACUCUGCACCUCUAUUGAACUUCACUUGUGCUAACAGUGCGGACACAGCCUGAGUGCGUACAUGAGAUUAAAUUUCGAUUGUUACUUUGAUUCGAUGAGAUACA